ACCUGCAGCCCUGUCAGGAUGCCUCUCCAGCAGAUCUCCGUAGUCCCCGCGCGGGAGACCGCCAGCAAUGGGAGAAGUUCCGCGGGCAGAAACAAAGAGAAGAGCAGGGAAGUCGAGAAUUUCAGAAAUUGAAAAGGGAUAAGUGGAAGGAGAAAAUGUUGGGCUGGUGCCAAGCGAUAGCUCGUAAUCCUCACAGACUCCCAAACAGCACAAGAACCCCCGAGGUCUCAGGUGAUGCUUCACACAUUUCUGCCUUGAAUGAUAAAUCACCAGGUCGCUCAACAAGUCGGUCAAGUAACAUUUCAAAGGCAAGCAGCCCUACCACAGGGACAGCUCCCAGGAGCCAGUCACGGUUAUCGGUAUGCCCUUCUACUCAGGACAUCUGUAGGAUCUGUCACUGUGAGGGAGACGACGAAAACCCCCUCAUCACGCCAUGUCGCUGCACAGGGACCCUACGUUUUGUUCAUCAGGGCUGUCUGCACCAGUGGAUUAAGAGCUCAGAUACACGAUGCUGUGAGCUCUGCAAGUAUGAUUUUAUAAUGGAGACCAAGCUCAAACCUCUUCGAAAGUGGGAAAAACUACAAAUGACAACAAGUGAGAGACGGAAGAUAGUCUGCUCAGUCACAUUCCACAUUAUUGCUAUUACCUGCGUAGUUUGGUCAUUGUAUGUUUUAAUAGAUCGGACUGCUGAGGAAAUUAAGCAAGGCAAUGACAACGGUGUCCUGGAGUGGCCAUUUUGGACAAAACUAGUUGUGGUGGCCAUUGGAUUCACUGGAGGCCUCGUCUUCAUGUACGUACAAUGCAAAGUGUAUAUUCAGCUGUGGCGAAGGCUGAAGGCUUACAAUCGAGUGAUAUUUGUUCAAAACUGUCCAGACACUGCCAAAAAAAUAGAAGAGAAAAAUGUUCCCUCCCUUCAGAACACUGAAAUCAAAGACGCUGUGGUGGUGCCAGUGUCACAGACAGCUACAAACUCUCAGCAAUCAGGAGAAGAAACUGCUUCUGAUGUCAUGCCCGUUUGAUGGAAGUGGCAUUUUCCCCCUUCAUUGAAGAACAAGGCAACGUGCUUUCUUCUCUUCAGCCACAGGAAAGGGCAAAAACACUAAGUAAUUUUUUUAAUGAAGAGCAAACAGAAAAAUAACCAGGAAAAUUGAUCAGAAGAAAUUACACGUUACCUCUGGAAUGCAAUUGUGAAGUAAUUUUGCACCUUUCUGGCUAGGCACAGUGAAAGUGGAAAUGAAGAAAUUAUAGCAGAGACCCAGUCUGACAGGCAAAUAUAGCAGCACCAUUUUCAGUGCCGAAAAGAACUGCACAUGGACAUAUUACAGGUGUUCUGUUUACAAGGAAGAAAAACCCUUAUGUAUUUGCUACUAUGGUCUUUUGCUAAUUAUCAUAUUC
This is a messenger RNA of Euleptes europaea (tarantolino), 1395 nucleotides long. RefSeq names its product membrane associated ring-CH-type finger 1 (gene MARCHF1). Lineage: Eukaryota; Metazoa; Chordata; Lepidosauria; Squamata; Sphaerodactylidae. Gene Ontology annotation, biological process: antigen processing and presentation of peptide antigen via MHC class II; protein polyubiquitination; immune response. The record is from RefSeq and is a predicted model, not a curated record. Gene Ontology annotation, molecular function: MHC protein binding; ubiquitin protein ligase activity; zinc ion binding. The coding region runs from base 156 to 1019 and encodes 287 amino acids. The transcript has 7 exons. Gene Ontology annotation, cellular component: cytoplasm; late endosome membrane; early endosome membrane.